AGGGCAAUUGUUCUAACCACUAUGCUGUCCUGCAACACCUAACCUUCUUAGCUGUCUGCUACAUUUACCUUUUUCAAUCAGCUGCCGAUACCUGGGAAAAACUGCUUCCCCCCCCCACUCGCACAGUUUCCGCAGGUAACUUUCGCAAGUGUCCGUACAUUAAAACCCCAGAGGCUUUCAUCUGUGUUAACGUGCAUCGGAAGUGUGAAGUUUAUGCAGGGGCGAGGCUGGAACCAGAAAUCCCAUGAAUCCGAAGACGAAUCGCCCGGUGUCGUCUGAAGAAGAAGUCGUUCGUAUGAUCCGGACGAACUAAAUUGGACUUUUGGUGAUGGUCAGAAUGGAAAGACUUCGUCAUGGAGAGAUUGGCUUUCUCCGCCCACCGCCUCAGGUGUUUGCGCCAGGCACGAUCUGUCCUCAGCCCCCCAAAACACCACGCUUUCUCAGUGGCCGUGACCAGAACGUGAGGUUCGGCUCCCGCCGCGGUCCUGCACGAACUCAGCCCGGCAGCAAACACGCAUCCGGUACCAUCUCCCCCCCCCCCGCCAGUUCUGAAAGGACCACUGCAUGAGAAAUGCUCGAACUGUUCGAGAAAACAUCCGGUUCGGGAAGAAGUUUGGUUCACGCUAUUGGACGAAGGAGAUCGACUACAGAAUCGUGCUGAGGUGGAAGCUGAUCUCCGUAAUAUUCGCUUAACUUGGGAAAGAAGACAAGCCAACUCACGCCACAAAUGGCAGUGUCAUCUGACUUUCUUAUGUACUUCUGGUCUUGUGUUCAACGUCCUGUCAAGGCAGGUUUUGACAGGGUAGCGAAGGGUGACAGUGCUGUGGGGUAAGCCGGCACCGCCGGCAGAAACCGUCAAGCCUCGACAGCUGUCACGGUGCUCGAUGCAUCAAGGCUUGUCUGUAACAGCGGACACUGAAACGGGUGUGGAACAGCUCCGAAGAAAUAGGGAGUGGCUGCUCAGUUGUUAUGGACUUGGGACCUGUUUAAGCCCAAUGGUCUCCUCUGGACCACGGCCAAAGAGACAGUUAGGUGGCAAGACAAAGGACACGGGCGGAAGGAGACGAAGCCAAGGACGUGGCUAGCGGUGUACAGACCUCCUCCACCUCCCCAGGGCUGGGGUCGGGUGGGCACGUGAUGGGCGGAGCCAACAGAGGUGUUCCACAAUGUUCUGGAGGACACCGUGACCUCUACUGGUCCAAGAGGCCAACACAGGACAGGAGCAGCUCGGAGAGGAGGAAAGAGAAGUCGCGCGACGCGGCUCGCUGUCGCCGCAGCAAGGAGACGGAGGUGUUCUACGAACUGGCCCACCAGCUGCCCCUUCCCCACAGCAUCAGCUCUCACCUGGACAAGGCCUCCAUCAUGCGGCUGGCCAUCAGCUUCCUGCGCGCACGCAAACUCAUCUCCUCAGGUUGCGUGCCCAACGAGACGGAGGAAGACAGACAGAUGGACGGCCUUUACCUGAAGUCCCUGGAUGGCUUCGUCACCGUGGUAACAUCCGACGGGGACAUGAUCUUCUUAUCGGAAAACAUCAACAAAUUCAUGGGUCUCACUCAGGUGGAGCUUACAGGACACAGUAUUUUCGACUUCACCCACCCCUGCGAUCACGAGGAGAUCCGGGAGAACCUCAGCCUCAAAGCAGGUGUAGGCUUCGGAAAGAAGAACAAGGAGAUGAGCGCGGAGCGAGACUUCUUCAUGAGGAUGAAAUGCACCGUCACGAAUCGAGGACGCACCGUCAACCUCAAAUCGGCCAGCUGGAAGGUGCUCCACUGUACCGGCCACGUAAAGGUGUACAACAGCUGCCCGCCUCGCGUUCUCUGCGGCUUCAAGGAGCCCCCGCUCACGUGCGUUGUCAUGAUGUGCGAGCCCAUCCCCCACCCCUCCAACAUUGACAUGCCCCUCGACAGCAAGACCUUCCUGAGCCGCCACAGCAUGGACAUGAAGUUCACCUACUGCGACGACAGAGUGAACGAACUGAUGGGGUACUGCCCCGAGGACCUCCUGGGCCGCUCCGUCUACGACUUCUACCACGCGCUGGACUCUGACAGCGUGACCAAGAGCCAUCAGAACCUAUGCGCCAAGGGCCAGGCUGUCAGCGGGCAGUAUAGGAUGCUGGCCAAACAUGGAGGCUACGUGUGGGUGGAGACCCAAGGCACCGUCAUCUACAACAGCCGCAACUCUCAGCCGCAGUGCAUCGUGUGCAUCAACUUUGUCCUGAGCACCAUCGAGGAGAAGACGGUCAUUUUCUCCAUGGACCAGACGGAGGCCCUGUUUAAGCCUCACCACGCCCUGGGCAUGAGCGCCUUCUUCAGCCGGAGCGGCGAGGCGGCGGCCGGCGAGGCGGCCGGCGCCCUCUUCACCAAGCUGAAGGAGGAGCCAGAGGACCUGGCCCAGCUGGCACCCACCCCCGGCGACGCCAUCAUCGCCCUCGACUUUGGUCAACCGCAGUUUGAGGAACCGCACUUAUACAACGAUGUCUCCUGUAUGCCCCCCCCUGCCAGCCAGCGCUGGGCCAACGAUGGCCCCAAACCCAGCCCUGCUGGGGAAAUGCCCAGCCUGGCUGCCACGUUCUCGGUGCCCCAACCGCCACCUCCGGGCAGCGCGACGCCCAGCCUGAGCAGCUGCUCCACGCCCAGCAGCCCUGGCGACUACUACUGCACCAUGGAGAACGAGUUAAAGGUGGAGCUCACCGAGAAACUCUUCGCGCUGGACACCGAACCCAAGAGCCCGUGUGCCGGCCAGAUGGACGUCAGCGAUCUGGACCUCGAAACCUUGGCCCCGUACAUUCCUAUGGAUGGGGAGGACUUCCAGCUGAACCCCAUCUGCCAGGAGGAGUCCCAGGCGGAGGUUGUCCCAAGUGGCACCCAGCACAGCUUCAGCAACAUAGCCAGCCUGUUCCAGCCGCUGGCCGCUCCACCGCCCCUCCAGUUCAACCCAGCCGUGCACCCUUCCGGCGAGAAGAGGGGCCCCGGCUCCGCUUCCGUGAACUCUCGCCCCGACGUACUUUACUCUCGCACCGCACUCGUGCCCCCCUACCACGCCCCGGCCAGCACCCCGCUCUCCUCUAUGGGCGGGCGACAGAACUUGCAGUGGCCUCCUGACCCGCCGUUACAUUACCCGCAGGCCAAGAGUAGCGUAACGGAGCCGCUCUCGAGCAACCGGGCCUGCCGGAAUAUGUCUCCUCAGCGGCUGCCCCUCCAUAGGCAGAGGUCCCUGGAGAACUUUGUGCAGACCGCUAAAGACAUGAGCCCAGCCCAGAUCGCCUUAGCCAACAACUACAAGCGCAAACGGCAGUUUAAGUUUGAGGAGCGGCGCGCCUUUCCGCAGAUGGACUCGGAGAAAGCAUCCCAGAGCGAGAGCACGGAAAUGAUGUGGAAGAGAGUGAAAAACGAGAGCUGCGCAUUCAUGGAUAGGAAGUCUCUCUCAACCAGCGCGCUCACAGAUAAAUUCGCAGGCCUGCGGCAAGGUGUAGACCGGGAACGCGGGAAGAGCCAGUACCCCCCGGGUGGUGCCGGCGGACCCAAGAAAGCCUUCCCGGGCCAGUGCUACGGUCCGAACUUCCGGGAGUACAGAAUGCUGCCUUCGGCCAAAAUGCAAGGCGUGGCGAGCAGAUUGCUGGGGCCCUCGUUCGAGUCGUACUUCCUGCCGGAGCUGACGCGCUACGACUGCGAGGUCAACGUUCCGCUCCAGGGGAACCUGAACCUGCUGCAGGGCGGCGACCUGCUGAGAGCCCUGGACCAGGCCACUUAGACCAGCGGGCUCCGCGCCGGCCCUCGCCCGUCUCCGCCUCGCCUCGCCCUGCCCGAGCACGGCCUAUAGCUAGCUGAGCAGCUUGCAUAUAUCCUACAGGAACGGUAGCUUUUGGUCUACUUUUGUUGUCUUCAUCAAUCUAAGUUAUAUGCGUGUAACUUUUUUUGGCAAAAAGACUAUAUUGACUAUUUACAGACAGCAUCUUACCUGUUCAGUGUGUCCAGAUAUGAUUGUGCCCUUCGACCCCGAACGCACCGUCUUGGAUUUCACCACUUUCAGGUCUUCUCUUCCCGCUUUCCUUCUCUCUGUCUGCCUAUUCUCCGCUGUCACAGACACACAAAUAUACUUCGAAGUUAAGUUUUGAUCGUGAAAGGAGGACGCAUUUAUAGAUUACGCUCCUCCGUUCGUCUGCUGUAAAAAACGAUAGCUAUUUUGAAAAACAAACGUUUAUUGCUCCCCUUUCGAAGGAAAGGCCUCGCAUUCCAAUUCUGCCCUUUUCGAGCUUCGCUUCGGCUUCUCCGUCUCAACCGCCGAAGCCUCGGUUCAGCCCGUCUGAUACCGGCGAAGAUUCGCGCCUCUGUCCGAAGCCACAGUUCUGCCUCCCCCCGACGUUGAGAUGCACUUUGUACGUGAUGGAUGAUGCCGUACGUGCAGUACGGGCCUGACGGUCAAUAGUCCUGCUUCUUCUGCCUUUGACGGAAAACUUGUAUCAAGGGUUAAAGGUUGUACGCAGUUCCCUUCCGCAAGACUGCAACCCCUCACUGAGAUGUAACUUGACUCUUUCCCUCUUUAUCUUCCUCCCUCCCUCGCUCUUGUUCAACCUAUUCUGUCCGACUGCCACUUUAAAACCACACACACACACACAGAUAAUACACACAUUUGUAUUUAAAGAAUCUCUUAAGUUUCUUUGAUAGUGUCUAUGAUGUUUAGUAUUCAUGUGCCUUGGUACUUCGUCUUAUCUACCCAGUGGAUGCGGAUCAGAUUCUUGUUUGCUCUUAUUGUUUGAUGAGCGGACUUCUGUUUCCACAGCGCUGGUUUCUCUUGUGUUUUUAAGUGUCAUUUUGAGAGUAUGCAGAAGCAUCCUAACCUUGUUGGCAGGCCAGUACUGUUAUUGAUCUUUAGAGGAAAAAAAGAGGGGGAGAACAGAAAUUUAAAAAAAAAAAAAAAAAAA
Molecule: messenger RNA, 4921 nt
Organism: Scleropages formosus (Asian bonytongue)
Lineage: Eukaryota; Metazoa; Chordata; Actinopteri; Osteoglossiformes; Osteoglossidae
Gene: epas1b
Product: endothelial PAS domain protein 1b
Exons: 16
Coding region: 1138-3750 (870 amino acids)
Biological process (GO): cellular response to hypoxia; regulation of transcription by RNA polymerase II
Molecular function (GO): DNA-binding transcription factor activity, RNA polymerase II-specific; protein dimerization activity; RNA polymerase II transcription regulatory region sequence-specific DNA binding
Source: RefSeq, a predicted model, not a curated record